AUGGCGAAUAUUGUAAACUAUAUUGGCGUUCUUUUAGGGUCCUAUUCCGGGGAAAUCGAUCAUACCGCUUUCCUUUCCGACAAUAUCGGAUCACUGUUUCUUAACACAGACUUCUCUGAUGUAAUAUUUGUAGUAGAUGGAGAGAAGUUUCCAGCCCAUAAAGUGCUGCUUGCGGCGCGCAGUGAUUACUUCAGAGCUAUGCUCUAUGGAGGUUUGAAGGAAAGCGAUGAAGGUGAAAUAGUGCUUGAGGAGACAAACGUUUUCGCGUUUCGGAUUCUGUUGAGAUACAUCUAUACGGCUAAGUUGACUUUACUCGAAUACAAAGAAGAGCAGGUGAUGGAGAUUCUCGGGCUAGCGCACAAGUACGGAUUUGUGAAACUUCAGAAUGCUAUUGCUGAUUAUCUGAAGGUAAGCUGUGAUCUAAUCAUCUUUUGCGUGUUUUGA
Messenger RNA from Strongylus vulgaris, 444 nucleotides. The record is from the annotation of a GenBank genome assembly. NCBI's taxonomy places the organism in Eukaryota, Metazoa, Nematoda, Chromadorea, Rhabditida, Strongylidae.